AUGUCUUUGGCUCAAAUUCUGGCUGGUAACGGUGACAGUGGUGCUCAAAGCCCUCCAGAUUACCUUCUCAAUGCCCCAGUCGAGGUCCGCAACCGCGUCCAGGCUUUGAAGGGCCUACAUCUGGACACAAUCGACGUUCAGGUCGAGUUCUACAAACGCGUUCACGAGUUAGAGGUCGAGUUCCGCAGCAAAUACGAGAAGAUUAAUGAAAAGGUGGGGAGUUUUAUUUUUUGUCGGUUCUUAGGUGACAGUGAUUUGAAGUGAAACUUUAUAAAGAAUUUGUCAUGUUUACUAUUGUUCUUUCAGCGAGCUCAAAUCGUCAACGGGACUGUCGAGCCCACCGAAGAGGAAGUGAAACGUGAGCCCCUCUUGACCUACCUCGAUGAAGAAGCUACAAAGGUGCGAUGCUUUUGGCCUAGAUAAUAUAAUUUUAAUUGUUUUUUCUUUUAGAAAUUCGAAGAAUCAGCUCCAGUCACUGGUGGAGAGAAAGUGAAGGGCAUCCCCUCUUUCUGGCUCAAUGUUCUCAAGAACGUCCCACAGAUCGAUGAACUGAUCAGCGAAGACGAUGAGGCUGUUCUUCAAUAUUUGAAGGACAUCAAAGCCGGCAUGACCUCAAACCCUGAUGGAUUCACUGUUACCUUCUAUUUCGAUGAGAACCCAUACUUCACAAACACAGAGCUCAAGAAAGAGUACACUCUUUCCAUUGGACCAAACAAGUUCGAACAAAAGGUGCUAUAUGAUGGUCCUAGUGUUGUCAAGACCACUCAGUGAGUAGUUUAAUUCAGUUAUGUUCGGUUUUUAUACGUUUUUUAAUUGUUUUGUCUUUAGAUGCAAGAUCGACUGGAAAGAGGGCAAGAACGUAACACAAAAGGUGCUCAAAAAGAAGCAAAAGAAGGGACCUAAUGCUGGCCGUGUCACGGUCAAAACUGUUAGUUUAGUAGUGUAACUCGUAGAGUUUGAGCUUAUCUAACACUGGGUGUAGUUUUAGUAUAGUGACAGUGAGAUGGGUCUUUUCCGUUUGCCGUGGUUAACACUUCUUGAUGUUUUCAACAUAGGUUUAUUUUGUUAUAUUGUCGUCUUUCAGGUUGAACAGCCUAGCUUCUUCAACUUGUUUAACCCUGCCCACACCGAGAUCUCCGAGGAUCUUCCUGAUGAUGAGGCUGAAUUAUUGAACGCUGAUUUUGAGAUUGGCCAACUCAUCAGAGACACCAUUGUUGACAAUGCCGUGCUCUAUUACACUGGAGAGAUUACCGAUGAAGAUGAUGGCUUCGAUUAUGAUGCUGAGGACUUCGAAGACGACGAAGAUGAGGAAGAGGAAGAGUAA
Bursaphelenchus xylophilus (pine wood nematode) is the source of this 1324-nucleotide messenger RNA. The record is from the annotation of a GenBank genome assembly. Lineage: Eukaryota; Metazoa; Nematoda; Chromadorea; Rhabditida; Aphelenchoididae.